Molecule: messenger RNA, 4311 nt
Organism: Rhinichthys klamathensis goyatoka
Lineage: Eukaryota; Metazoa; Chordata; Actinopteri; Cypriniformes; Leuciscidae
Gene: slitrk3b
Product: SLIT and NTRK-like family, member 3b
Exons: 2
Coding region: 940-3594 (884 amino acids)
Biological process (GO): axonogenesis; regulation of presynapse assembly; positive regulation of synapse assembly
Cellular component (GO): GABA-ergic synapse; postsynaptic density membrane
Molecular function (GO): protein binding
Source: RefSeq, a predicted model, not a curated record
AUAAUUAAUCAGCCAUAUGAGAAAUAAGCAAAAGUGGGCAUCAAGUCAACAUUGUUCAUUCUCAGUUCCAAAAUAAGCAACAUGCCCAUGUAUGAAGCACCACAUUGUUGUGCAGUAGCAGAUGGCACUAUGUUUCCAUGGUAACCAAAUUAAGGUUUCAUUAAAUUGUUAGGGGCCUAUAUCAUGAAGGAUGAUGAAUAAGUAACACAAGAAGCCAUAUCGCUCUGGGAAUAGUUGCAGUAUUAUUUAAUAAUACGAGUAAAGUGGCUUACAAAACCCGUCGCCAGCGUUACGUAUUCUGGGUACAAACAAACUCAACUACUUUCUCUCGUAAAUUAAUGCAAAUCUCACAAAUAUGUCUCAUGAGAGGAGAGCGAGCGUAACACAUUAAAUCGCGUUAAAAAGCCAAGUUAAAUCUGAAACGGUGUGUCGCGCGCCGACUGCUGCGUUCAUAUUAUUCUCAUCAUCUCGCGCAUAUUUUGGAGCGUUUCAUAGCAGGGCUGCAGGCGGGCGGGCGCGCGCGCUCGAUGCAAUAUAUUUUACUUGGAGACCGAAGUCCGAGGCAGCGCCAUCCUGUGAUUUUAUUUCCAUGCCAACUUGAACCGGGUUAGUUUUUGUAACUGUUUCCAACCGAAAUGUACUAAGAUCUCGCUCAUCAUCAGUCCUCACAGUGGUGCUGAACUGCAGCCUUCGCUGUCUUCACUGUUGAGCGCUCGUCAGGGGAGCGGACCUGCAUCCUAAAGCAAACCUUUCUGAGACAUUGCAGUCCUGUCACGUCUUCGGCUCUCCUAUUUGCUUCCACCAAGAGAGCGGAGAGAAGAAGAAGAAGCGGCUCAACGGUGGUGACAUGGCAAGAAGCAGCAUUAUUUAAAGUGCUCAAUCUUCUGCUCUUUUAAUUCCACUGCAGCAACCUGAUGCAGUGAAGGAGCUCUUGAGGCUAUGCACUUGCCUGCAUUUGGUGAAAGCAUGUUGUGGGUUACACUGCUAAGCACAAUUGCACUUGGAUGGACGACACCUAUCCCUCUACUUGAUGAUUCAGAAGAAAUAGACGAACCUUGCUUUGAGCCCUGCUACUGCGAAGUGAAGGAAGGCCUGUUUCACGUUCAUUGUGACAGCAAAGGAUUUACAAAUAUUAGCCAAGUCUCACAGUCAUGGCUUAGACCAUUCAAGCUCUACGUGCAGAAAAACUCGUUACGGAAGCUCUACUUCAACAGUUUUUUGCACUUGAACAAUGCAGUGGCCAUUAAUCUGGGCAAUAAUGCCCUGCAGGACAUCCAUGUUGGGGCUUUCAAUGGUUUGAGCUCCCUGAAGAGGUUGUACCUUCACGAAAACAAGCUGGAAGUGUUCCGGAACGACACAUUUCUCGGACUGGAGAGUUUAGAAUACCUUCAGGCAGACUAUAAUGUCAUCAAGAGAAUAGACAGUGGGGCGUUCCGAAAUCUCCACAAACUCAGAGUGCUCAUCCUUAAUGACAAUUUAAUACCCAUGCUGCCGGCGUUUCUUUUCAGAUCUGUCUCUCUGACGCACCUUGACUUGAGAGGCAACCGACUAAAGACGUUGGCUUAUAAAGGGAUUUUGGAAUAUAUCGGUCGCAGUCUUAUGGAGAUCCAGUUGGAGGAGAACCCUUGGAACUGUGUCUGCGAUAUCAUCCAGCUCAAGGCCUGGUUGGAGCGGAUUCCGUACACUGCAGUUGUUGGCGAGAUCACGUGCGAGUACCCUUUCCACCUCCACGGAAAGGACCUCAGAGAGAUCAAACGCGGUGAGCUUUGUCCCUUAUUAAAUGAUGGCGAGAUUGAGUCAAUUCUAGCCGUCCUACACUUACCAUUCUACACAGGGAGAGCGAGGCCUACAAAGCCAUCAUCUAUAGUCUCCCCUAAUCAAAACACUGUCUCCUCUGUGGAACAAAGAGAAAGACCUCCAAAGCCAACAAAAAGACCCAGGCCCUCAAAGACACCACCAACACCACGCAGUGUGUUCCCUAAUCAGCCGCCUGUAGCCGGAUACCAGACACGGCCGCCUAUACCUAUCAUUUGCCCCAUUGGAUGUACCUGUAACUUGCAUAUUAAUGACCUUGGUUUGACAGUCAACUGUAAGGAGAAUGGUUUUCGGAACAUUUCUGAGUUGAUGCCUCGACCCUUGAACGCCAAGAAGCUUUACUUAAGUGGAAAUCUCAUUCAGAGAAUAUACAAGUCUGAUUUUUGGAAUUUCUCCAGUCUUGAUUUAUUGCACUUGGGAAACAAUCAGAUAUUUUACGUUCAAGAGGGGGCUUUUGUUAAUCUCCCUAAUUUGAGAAGCCUUUACCUGAACGGUAAUAGUAUUGUUAAGUUAACUCUUGAUAUGUUCCAUGGUUUGCACAGCCUUGAGUAUUUGUAUUUUGAGUACAAUGAGAUACGAGAAAUCCAGCCGGCUGCCUUCAGUUUAAUGCCCUCCCUGCAGCUUGUCUUUCUCAACAACAACCUCUUGCGAACAUUGCCCGUGGGAACGUUUGCAGGUAGCUCGCUGACACGCCUGAACCUGCGGAACAACUACUUUCAUUGCCUCCCAGUCAGCGGCGUUCUAGAACACCUGCAUGCUGUAGUCCAGAUCGACCUAAAUCAGAACCCCUGGGACUGCUCCUGUGACAUCAUCCCUCUCAAAGAGUGGCUGGACACGCUGAGCUUAGUGGUCAUAGUCGGAGAAGUGGUGUGUAAGACCCCCGAGCUGGUCUCAGGAAAAGAUUUACGCUCUCUGAAUUCUGAAGUGAUUUGCCCUGAGCUCCGACAGUCCUCACUGUCUCCUGCCGAAUCAGAUAGUGGGCUUAUCACUACGUAUCCCGAGGUGGGGCCGCACCCGCCGAAAGGUGCCAUACCCCUCUCUGUUCUCAUUCUCAGCCUGCUGGUUCUGUUCGUGUCUGCCUUCUUUGCUGCUGCAGCUCUUUGCGCAUAUGCUCUCAAAAAGCGUGAAAAGCUUCCCUUUAGGAAGCAAGGGGAAGUGGGCCUGGCAGGCAUUCAGAUGGAAUGUGGGAUAUUCACAGAACAGCCACCAACCUUACCAGAAACUCCUCCUUCCAAUCACGUGUACGAUAGCAUCGGUGCUCCCUCUUCGCACAUGUGCAGCAACCCCGUUUACAAAAGCGGACAGGAGGAGUCAGGGCAGAAGCAUCCAUUCUCAGAGACAAAAGAGAGUGGUUCACACUACAGAACGCUGGUGGAGAAGGAAAAGGAGUGGACCAUGGCCAUCUCCAGCUCCCCCAUUAACACUAUUGGCAGCGUCGGCCCGCUGUGUGGUGACAUUGCCGGCUUUCAUGAAAACGGAAUACUCUGUCCGACUGUCAUUGAUAGCCAAGGUCCCACGCCCAAGGUGGGAUUAGUGGACAGUCUUUUUGGCACAACUCCCCAGUUUAGCAACCUGCCUGACAGACAGUACGCGUGUACGCAUCCUCCCUCAGAGUAUCCACAUGCCAAACAGGAUGCCAGACAAAAGCAAACGAUCACAACCACAGGGACAAGGACAGGAUGUCCUAAUCAAACCCAAAGUGAUUACCCUGAGCUGAGGGCUAGACUCAAAACAAAGAUGGAUUACAUUGAUAUGCUGGAUAGGUCAUAUCAAUUCUAAGACAUGUCAGAUAUAAGACUGCACAUUCAAAAUGAAAAUGGUAAGAUGGAAAAAGAAUUCAUGCGAUGUAAGAUGGUAUGGUUUUCCCUCAAGUUGCUCUGGAGGAAAUCCCUUGUUCAGAUUUUUUAAAGUGCCUUCAUAAGAGCAGCCAGCAAUGUUGUAAAUGAGUAUUUUUGUAUCACAGUUUUAUUUAUCUAAAAUACAUAGAUUUACAUUAGAAGGAAAAGGAUCAACUGCUGUUUCCAGACUUUGCAAUGUUGGUAAACGUGAAGCAAAUUAUUCGUAUGAAUGCAGGGCGUGCGGUCUUGGCUUUUACUCGUUUGCAUCAAAAACUUCGGAGAUAUUUUUUAUUUAACUAAAAAUUGUCUAUCAGCAAUAGAGAUACUGCAGUUAUUGUAUAACUGUUAAGUGCUUUGUUGAAUCUGUAUUUUCAAAUUGAGUAGAUUGUCUUUAUCUGGACUUAUUGAAUGGUUUUAUGGACCAAGCUAAGGUCAAAACAUGUAAAAGAUUGGGAACUAUUGAUCAUGUCUAUGGACGUACCUUUCCAUGGUCUAUCUCACAUAGGCAAAGACAGAUAUGUGCAUAUAUUUAUUCUUAGAUUUCAGUGUUGCAAUUAUUAUUGUAAGACAUCAUGUUAAAUCAGUGUAUAAUGAUUAUGCCUCUGGUUUAGCCUUCCUUGAAAAAAUAACCUAUGAAUUCAAUAAAGGGUGCUAAACU